Messenger RNA from Drosophila serrata, 599 nucleotides. RefSeq names its product DNA-binding protein Ewg (gene ewg). Gene Ontology annotation, molecular function: DNA-binding transcription factor activity. Gene Ontology annotation, biological process: regulation of transcription by RNA polymerase II. NCBI's taxonomy places the organism in Eukaryota, Metazoa, Arthropoda, Insecta, Diptera, Drosophilidae. The record is from RefSeq and is a predicted model, not a curated record.
CAGCACUAAUGAGAACAAAAAAAAAAUACCGAGAACGUCCCCGUUGGAGGAAUUAAACGCGAAAAUUGCGUGAAAAAUCGAGAAAAAGCGCUGCAACGGGGCGGCUAAACGGGCAACGGGAAAGUGCAAUAACAACCAGCGGUGCUAGCGGGCAGCUGGAAAAGCGCGACAACGGCGGCAGUGCGCAAAUGUAAAAUGCACGGAAUAUUCGCAUGUGCAGUGUGAUAAUAAAUAAACGCCACAAAAUUCGGAGCGACGACGCAGGGGCAAACACACCAAUACACACGUACGCCAUACACACCAAUACCAGCCCAGUGCAGAGCAGCAGCGGCGGCGCGUGUGUGUGUCCCCUCCUCCUACAACUACUGGUAUUUUCUAUUUGUUGUUGUUGCGCGCCCGUAUACGUGUGCGUGUGUUUGUGGUGUGCGCGCCGUGUUAUCACAAAGGAGCUGAAAAUCCAGGAGACUGGCGGCAGCGACGACAACGACAGCAGAAGCAGCACCAGCAGCAGCAACAACAACAACACGCAGCUUCUUAUCACACUGCGCAUGCGAAUAGGACCGCCGCCCGCCCAGCGCCAGUAAGGGGACUGAAGGCGA